Misgurnus anguillicaudatus (oriental weatherfish) is the source of this 2451-nucleotide messenger RNA. Lineage: Eukaryota; Metazoa; Chordata; Actinopteri; Cypriniformes; Cobitidae. The record is from RefSeq and is a predicted model, not a curated record.
GGCAGAGCAGAGAGAAACACGGCCACGUGUUAAAAGUUUUCACAAAUCGAGCUCGACUUAAAACAAUGUUUUUGUAUUCCAGCAGUCUGCGUGUUUAUUGGUAGACGUCACAUUAAACAUCAAGAACAUCAUCAUUUACCCGGUUUUUCUGUGCGUUCAUCCUUAGACUGUUUUUUCUUCGGUCUCCAUCUGGUCUGAUGGCAAGAGUCUAAAAUGUCAUCCAUCUGUCCACUCGACAUCAUCAACCUUGCUGUGCCUGCGACCCGCACUGUACCAGUAUGCGCUGGAUAACCUCUGGCCGCUCUUUUUUUUUAAACGUGCUGAAGGAUUGUGGGUAGUGUAGUUUUUCUUAUUAUUUUUCUUUUUAAAAAUGAAGCUGAAAUCACAAAGACAGGUGGCUUCUAUACAAUAAUCGCGUAACAAUUUUAAAGUUAAUGAUAAGUUUGUUUUGUAGGAUUUAACAUUUUAUAGCUAAAAAUCUCUCGGGAUGUUUACUUCCGGAACACCACAUCCUCAUAAAAGCCCGGGUCCGCACCUGCGCAGAUUACAGAUACAACGGGGGAAAAUUACAAUUAAUCCAGCGACACAUCAUGUGACAUGGGUCGGUCAUUAAAUAAAACGUUGCUGUCAAUGAUUGAAGGACGUCAAACAAAGAGGAAGAAACUGAAGUUGAUUAAAUGGCUCCAGAAAAAAAAAUUGCUUAAAGCAAAAAUAAAGUGCAAUAUAUGCCAACAUACAAUGAAGCUGACUCAUAAACCCAACAAAGCAGACAACUAUGUUUGGUAAGCAUUAUUAUUAUUAUUUAAAGAAAUGUUUUGACCAGAGCUUGCUUGCUUAAAUUAUCCUUUUUAUAAUUAAUUAUGUUCUUAUUUUUCAAUAUACACUCUAAAAAUAUUCAGUUCUAAUUUAGCACUAAAAUUGGUUCUUGGCUCGUAAUCAUAGAGGAACCAUUUUAAGUGCCAUAUAGCACCGAUGAAGUACUUGUAGCACCGGUGUAUAACCAUAUUGUGCUAUGUAGAACCAUAUGUGGUGCUACAGUGGUGCUAUGACCCCCGUAUGGUUCUUCAUAGGUGCUUCAUAGGUGCUUUGUAGCACUAAAAAUGGUUCCUCUAUGAUUACGAGCCAAGAACCACUUUUAGUGCUAUUUAGCACCGUUUGUUUUUAGAGUGUAUUAUUAAUUUAACAUGUCUGUUGUGGUUUUAGGAAAAUGUAAACAAAUAUGACACAUGGUCUUACUCACUAGAAUAUUUUAUUAUGUUUAAAGGUCUUGUACACGGAAGAGACAUAAGGGAAGAUUCAAGUCAGUGAGGUCUGGAUCACUUUUUGCCAAGUCAAAGUGCAAUUUAUUCUCCUGGAUGAAAUUCAUAUAUCGCUUCUCUCAAGGCCUUCAGUUGAGGCAAAUCGACAUGAUUGAAGAUGGCAUUGCCGGAAGCUCACGCACACUCAGCAGCAUGGCCAAAAAGGUUCGAGCUAUUUGUAAACAUUCUAUAAAGCUGUAUGCCAGACGGAAGGGCCUAACAAUAGGACACCCCAGGGAGUUCGUUAUGAUUGACGAAAGCAACUUUCGGCACAAACGAAAGUAUGGGCGUGGAAGGUUCGCAAAGACUUGGCAUAGAAGAAAGUGGGUCUUUGGGAUGCUGGGGGUUGCAACAGGAAAUAGCAAGCCCAUUCUAAAACUUGUUCAUCGCAGGUCCCGAAAUCACCUUAUCCCACUUAUUGUACGACAUGUGCAUCCUGGAAGUUCCAUACUUAGUGAUGAAUGGCGUGCUUACAGAGGGGUACUAACUAAUCUUGGCUAUAAUCACUUUCCUGUGAAGCAUAAUCAGUGUUUUGUAGAUCCAAUAACAGGCAGCCAUACACAGAAUCUAGAAAGAGCAUGGUUAACUUUCAAAGGAAAAAUAUGGCGUCUUAGAGGAAAUAGAACAGAGGACCUACUGAAACAACAUCUAAAGCUGAUAGAGUGGACUUACUGGCUUGGAAACCGGCACAGAAAUGGUCCUCUUGGAAGACUGUUGAAGGACAUACAUCGAAAAUAUCACCUUUAAAACACAAAGCUGAUCAUUUCCAAAGGUGAUUAUUCAGUAUUUGUCCAGCCUUACCUGACCAUACUUGCUCACUCCCAGAUAUAUAUAUAAUUCUUACUUUAAAUAAAUCAAAACACUACAGUAGUGUUAAUUAAUUUCCAAUUGUCUUUUUAUUAAUGUGUAAUAUGUAUAUAAAUUGUUAUACCACUGUCAUGUAAUGUAUGUGGUUCUUUGUAGAAACAAGUUUUUGUUCUUAAUAAUUAUUUUGUAUUUUUUGUCCUGGUAAAGAUUGCUAAUGUUGACCAGUUAUGUAAGGUAAUAAAGGUUCUUACCCUCUUUUAUUACACUUUACAAUAAAGUUUACCAUUUCCAUUAAUAAAUGCUUUGUUAAUGAUAAGUCAUGUCAAUAAAGGAUCUACAAAUGCUA